AUGAUGUCUCAUCAUCUAGCAGAGAGCGGAGGAGGAGGAGAAGAGGAGACGACUAAGUCUCUGAUCUGUGCUCUCAAUUACAUCUCUCGUGACCUUCCUUUGCCUCCUCACCUCUUCUCCUCCGUUUCUUCCAUCUACCAUCAUGCCGCCUCUUCUCCUUCUCCUAGGAAUAAGUUUACUCCUUUGGGAGGUGAUUUAAUGGGAGAGUUCGAGGAUGCUCUUCUGAAACAGAGAACAAACUGUGAAUCAGGCUCGAGAUUGAUAGAGUUAUAUAAUAAUCGUAACAAGACUCUUAUCCAACGACGCUUAUCUGAGCUCCAAGAGUUACCUUCUACGAGAGGUGAAGACUUGCAAGGAAAAUGCUUACUUGAGCUUUAUGGUCUAAAGCUAAGAGAGUUGCAAAGAAAGGUAAGAACUGAGGUUAGCUCAGAGUUCUUGCUGCGUAGGAACUGUGCUGAUGUCAGUAACCAACUAUUUGACUGGGGAAUGAUGCGUUUGCCUCGUCUGUUUUACGGUGUUUGUGAUCCUUUUGCUAAGGAAGCUGAUGAUCAGUUCCAAAAGAAGCGUAACGCUGAGAGGUUGUCACUUUUAGAAGAAGAGGAGAAGAAGAAUCUGAUCAAAACCGCUAAGAAGAAGUUCUUUGCAAUAGUACUCAACGCAGUUCUUGAGUUCCAGCUACAAAUCAAAGCCACUCAAAAACGCCGCAGGCAAAGAAACGAUUGUGUGCAGGCGUGGCAUGGGAGACAAAGACACCGCGCCACGCGUGCUGAAAAGCUGAGGCUAAUGGCUCUUAAAUCCAAUGAUCAAGAAGCAUACAUGAAGCUAGUAAAGGAGAGUAAGAACGUAAGACUCACCAUUCUUCUAGAGGAGACUAACAAACUCCUUUCUAAUUUGGGAGCUGCUGUUCAGCGUCAGAAAGAUUCUAAACUUGAUGCUCCAAGAAGUGAACCGUUGCAGGAGAUUAAUAUCACUGAGUCUGAUACUAAUGAUGAUUUACUACAAGGCCAGAGGCAGUAUAACUCUGCUAUCCAUUCAAUACAAGAGAAGGUGACAAAGCAGCCUUCACUUCUAGAAGGAGGAGAGCUAAGAUCCUAUCAAAUAGAAGGACUCCAAUGGAUGGUGUCUUUAUUCAACAAUAAUCUGAAUGGGAUUUUAGCUGAUGAGAUGGGUUUGGGGAAAACUAUCCAAACUAUUUCAUUGAUUGCAUAUCUUCUGGAGAAUAAAAAUGUCACUGGGCCUUAUCUGAUAGUGGCUCCAAAAGCUGUGCUACCAAACUGGGUCAACGAGUUUGCUACAUGGGUACCAAGCAUUGCAGCUUUUCUUUAUGAUGGACGUUUAGAGGAAAGAAAAGCAAUAAGGGAAAAAAUUGGAGGAGAAGGGAAGUUCAACGUGUUGAUAACACACUAUGAUCUUAUCAUGAGAGAUAAAGCAUUUCUGAAGAAAAUUGAUUGGUACUACAUGAUUGUUGAUGAAGGACAUAGGCUGAAGAACCAUGAAUCUGCUCUAGCAAAGACACUACUAAAAGGGUAUAGGAUAAAACGUAGACUUCUCUUAACCGGGACACCUAUACAGAAUAGCCUUCAAGAGUUAUGGUCAUUGCUUAAUUUUCUCCUCCCUCAUAUUUUUAACUCGGUUCAGAACUUUGAGGAGUGGUUUAAUGCUCCUUUUGCUGAUCGUGUUAGUCUUAGUGAUGAAGAGGAGCUGUUGAUUAUCCACCGUCUUCAUCAUGUUAUAAGACCGUUUAUACUGAGAAGGAAAAAGGAUGAAGUAGAGAAGCUACUUCCUGGAAAGACACAGGUGAUAUUGAAGUGUGAUAUGUCAGCGUGGCAGAAAGUUUAUUACAAACAAGUUACAGACAUGGGCAGGGUUGGUAUUCAGACAGGAUCUGGAAAAUCAAAGAGUCUACAAAACCUAACAAUGCAACUGAGAAAAUGCUGUAACCAUCCAUAUCUAUUUGUUGAAAGAGACUACAACAUGUGUAAGAAACCUGAUGAGAUUAUCAGAGCUUCAGGGAAAUUUGAGCUCCUUGAUCGUCUCCUUCCAAAACUACACAAAGCCGGACACAGAGUCCUCCUCUUCUCCCAAAUGACACGUCUCAUCGACGUUCUCGAGAUUUAUUUAAAACUCAACGAUUUCAAGUUCCUUAGACUCGACGGUACCACAAAGACGGAUCAGAGAGGGCUUCUACUGAAGCAGUUCAACGAGCCAGACUCUCCUUACUUCAUGUUUCUUUUGAGCACUCGUGCGGGUGGUCUUGGUCUGAACUUGCAAAGUGCAGACACUGUUAUUAUCUUUGACAGUGAUUGGAACCCGCAGAUGGACCAACAGGCUGAGGAUAGAGCUCAUCGUAUAGGGCAGAAGAAGGAAGUGAGAGUGUUUGUUUUGGUUAGUGUUGGCUCUGUUGAAGAAGUGAUCUUGGAGCGUGCAAAGCAGAAGAUGGGGAUUGAUGCCAAAGUCAUACAAGCUGGUCUUUUCAACACAACUUCCACUGCACAAGACAGAAGAGAGAUGCUUGAAGAGCUCAUGCGCAAAGGAACAAGCUCACUUGGGAAUGAUGUCCCGAGUGAGAGAGAGAUAAACCGGCUUGCUGCUCGUAGUGAAGAUGAGUUUUGGAUGUUUGAGAGAAUGGAUGAGGAGAGGAGAAGGAAAGAGAGUUAUAGAGCUCGUCUGAUGCAAGAGCAGGAAGUCCCUGAAUGGGCUUACACUACAGAGAACCAAGAUGACAAGUCUAACAGUGCAAAAAACCAUUUUGGGAGUGUCACAGGUAAAAGAAAACGUAAAGAAAUGUUUUAUAGUGACUCACUAAGCGAGGUACAGUGGAUGAAAGCCGUUGAGAGCGGUGAAGACAUAUCAAAACUCUCUGUUAAAGAGAGGAGAGUGGAGAAGACAAGUAAAAGAGCAAUAAAACCUAACCAAGUGGUGAGUGAUUAG
Messenger RNA from Eruca vesicaria subsp. sativa (arugula), 2931 nucleotides. The record is from the annotation of a GenBank genome assembly. Lineage: Eukaryota; Viridiplantae; Streptophyta; Magnoliopsida; Brassicales; Brassicaceae.